This is a messenger RNA of Armigeres subalbatus, 6789 nucleotides long. RefSeq names its product lutropin-choriogonadotropic hormone receptor (gene rk). Gene Ontology annotation, biological process: activation of adenylate cyclase activity; hormone-mediated signaling pathway; adenylate cyclase-activating G protein-coupled receptor signaling pathway. The coding region runs from base 2410 to 6297 and encodes 1295 amino acids. The record is from RefSeq and is a predicted model, not a curated record. Gene Ontology annotation, molecular function: protein binding; G protein-coupled peptide receptor activity; protein-hormone receptor activity. NCBI's taxonomy places the organism in Eukaryota, Metazoa, Arthropoda, Insecta, Diptera, Culicidae. The transcript is spliced from 17 exons. Gene Ontology annotation, cellular component: plasma membrane.
GUUCACUUACCAGCAAGAGCGAUACAUAUUGGAGAAUAGUGCGCGACCCGCGGAUUUGUACUCUAAAUCCUUCCUCCCCCUUCUUCAUCUUCUUGAGUUCGGAGUGUGUGUAUGUAGUUGACCCCCCUGUGUUCCUCCGACCGGUAGACCCCAAAAACAAGUGUGGUUCACCCUUCUGAUUCAGGUUGUUUUGUUUGGGGCUUUGGAUCCGAGAGUGGUUUCCAGCUGAUGUCGACGUUGAUGCUGAUUGCUGAUCCGGUGCUGACGGGUAGUUGUGAUUGGUUGACUGUUUGGUGAAGUCUCGAACGGAUUAUAAGUGACAACGUCCUUCCUUGAUUAUGGAAGGCUUUGAGUGAAGCGUUCAGACUUAAUCAGAAUCCGAUUCGGUCAUGAGGGUGCUUAAUGCAACAAUGUUACAAGUGCCGAAGUCAGUUUAGCGUGCAAGGAGUUGACAGUUUACGUUCCAAACUAACGGAUUGACUUGGCUUGGUAGUUACUGUAUUGAGCAGCGCGUUUACUGUUUCAUGAAACUAGUAGUGAAUGAGAACAUUGAAGGAGGACACGGAUCAGAAACUGGUUUUCCACGCUUGAGUAGUGCUGUUUAAAGUGUUUUAACAGGACUGUAAAAGUUUAGUGUGGUUCAAAUUAAAGUUCAUUAAAAAUUAAUAGCCUGAGCGAGGCAGGCUGCAAUGAAAACAUGUCCGUCAACGGCUAAAAUGCAACUUUCGCUCACAUGUGUGGCCUAUCGUUCAUGUGGCAUGCUUGUUCGAUAUUGGCAUCAGAUCGUACUCUUGUUUGCAGUGCUGCUGCAGCAGCAGCAUAAACUGAAACAGGCUCCAGUGUGAUCAGUGCGCAGAAUAUGUCAAUGAUCAGUAAACGGUUCAUAUAAAAUAUAAGCAACAUGUGUUAUGCAAUCGUUCGUCUCUCCUUCGAUCCUUAACGUGCGCCGGACGAUCGACUAGAGCAAGUACCAUUCAUCGAUGUUAGCAAUUAUUGUCAAGUAAGCGUAAUAAAAAGACACAAGCGAGAGAAAAAAAAUCGAAGGAAAGAUACAAAAACGUAAGUUAAUGUAGUGAAUAAUUCAUAAAUUUAUUAACGGCAAUGGGACGAAAAUAAACGGACAGUGUAGAUCAAGGGAAGAGUGGUGAAAAAUGGGCGAAGCGCGAAAUCGGGUGAAAUAAAGCAUGAAUAAUCCGGUAAGAAACGCGAAACACGACGAAAGUUUAAGCAAGUAAAUGGUACCUAAGUGUUCAGGAAUCGCAAGAUACAACGCGAUUUUAUGAAUGGAUGAGAGUGGAUGAAUAAUAAAUAACCUUCAAGUGGCGGGAGCACGUGUGCAGCGUCGUCGUGCUGCUUUUCAACUCACUGUGUCGUGUAUGAUAAUUGUACAUAAAUUUAUGCACAUAAUCUAGUGUCACACAGUUAGUGCACCUACUGGCAAAUACAAAUCUCUACGUGUGUGCAGCGAAAUUGCUAAAUUCGUUUAAAGUGCAGUGUCUGGGAUAAUCCAUGCACCAAAUUGAUAAGGUAGAAAAAAGCCAUUUUUCCAAUUCUGCUUCCAUCCGUAAGCGCGCGAAGUGCUCGCGACGAAGAUUCUUCAACCUCUCCCUUUCUUGGGCGAAAAUGCAAAAUAGGUGGAAAACACGUGCAGCACUAAAGAAGACCCCUUAAAUUUGGUGUGGAAAAUCGACUUGAAGAAGACCGAUUUGUGGGCGGUCGGUGGUGAUGCACGCGGUAAGCGUGUGUGUGUGGGAAAUAAAUGAUGAUUGAAAUGGGCGAGGAGGUGCCGAAGUGAAUUAAUGCUGACAGAUGUAGAGAAAAGUGUACCUUGGAGAAGCAAGAGCGGUAUCUAUGGGGAAAACGAGUGUUGGUGAACUUGUGUAUUAACAUUACCGAGGAGCUGCAUCUUAUCCACGGCAACUGUAACUGGGAGCAGCAAAUCCGCCGGUGCUUGAAUCUGAAUGAGCUUGGAGCAUCGUUUGUUUUGGCGGUGUAAGCGAUUAGUCAGUUCGAAAAUCAUUCAGUGAACUGCUGCCACUGCAACAGCCACUACCCAACUACUCUAGUUCUUGUGUGUGAUGAAAUUGGACCCUCGAGACUGUGCCGCGUUCGUGUGUACUUCGUCGUGUCAAACCGUACAGGAACGUGUCAAGCAAAGAAGUUUGCUGAAAGGUGGGCUUAGCGUGGAGCACUGCAGACACGCGAAAAAAUAGACGUCCCGUCGUACGCCAACCGAGCAGGUCAACCUGGGGAAUAAUGAGUGUAAAAUUUCGGCACGCUUCGAUACUGCUUCCCCUCGGUGGCGGUGGUGGAGAUACUGGCGGUGAUAACCGUUGCUUUCAUCAGUAUCGUUUAGUGUACAUGUAAGUAACAGUGUAGUGAUCGUUAAAAGAGGUUCUCGGGUGUGCCAUGGCGGUACGAUUUACUAACCACCUGACGAUGAAUGGGCACGUGGUCUUGGUGUUGCUCAUGCUGUUGCUGUUUCAAAACUGUACCCGAUGCGGGGUGCAUGGCCUAAGUCCCACGCAGCAGACAGCCACUACCACUCAGGCGAAGAUGAUGCUGAAAGAAAGUUUACUGAUUCCGUCAAUGGAUCCGGAAAAGGAAGCCAAAGCUAUGUACGAGAAGGCAUUGCAGCAGUACGGCAUUGUGGGUCGGACAUUGAAGGAGAUUUGCAAACCUUGGCAGUCGAAAGGUUGUCAGUGUUCUGGUUCUUCGGAAGAGGUGACUCUUAACUGUCGAGGCAUUGGACUGGAGACGAUCCCGGUGAACUUGCCAGCGGAGCUUGUCAAACUUGACAUCAGCAGCAACAACAUCUCUAGUCUACCAAAUAAAUCGUUCGACAUGCUGCCAAAUCUGGAGGAACUGAUCCUCUCCCACAACACCAUAGAACACAUCGACAGCGAAGCGUUCUUCGGGCUGUCGAGUUUGAAAAAGUUGGUGCUCCAAAAUUGUGGCCUAGUGCGGAUACCGGCGGAAGCGCUGCGUCGAAUUCGCACCACCAUUUCCUCUCUGCAGUUGGACAGCAAUCUGAUAGCCGGAGUGGAGAACGUAACCUUUCGUGGGUUCAACUAUCUGAAGAGUUUGAGACUGGAAGGCAAUCUGCUGCAACGGAUCCCGACGGAAGCGUUGACCGGAUUGAGAUCAUUAGAAGCUUUAAACUUAGGAAAUAAUUUAUUAACUACAAUUAAGUCAGGAGAUUUUCCGAUUUUGGAAAGUUUACAUAUUUUAUUAGUAAAAAGAAAUCAAAUAAGUGAAAUUACUUCCGGUGCUUUAACAAAUUUAACUCGUUUAAAAGUCCUAGAAUUAGAUGAUAAUGUGUUAAGUUCAGUGCCUGUUGGCUUGGAGAAUCUCGUGAUGUUGCAGGAACUGUCAGCAUCCGGUAAUCGUAUCCGAUGGAUCUCAAAGGAUGAUUUUCCCAAAAGUCUAGUCACGCUUGAGCUCAAAUCUAAUCCGCUAGUUGGCAUCAAACCUGGUGCGCUGCAGAAUAUGCCACGACUCCGAAGGCUAAUACUUUCCGAUGUACGAGGCCUACAAGAACUACCUCCAUUAGAUGGCUGCACUUCGCUGGAAGUGCUGCGGAUCGACAGAGCCAACCUUACCAAACUACCUGAACAUAUUUGUAAGACUUCACCACGCUUAAGGAGUUUAGACUUGAAAUCCAAUAGAUUGAGAAUCAUUCCAAAUGUGACAAACUGUCGUGAUUUAAGAGUUUUAGAUUUAGCCGGUAAUAGAAUAAGCUCAAUCCACGGGGCCCCCUUCUCUAGUCUCAGCCAACUGCACGAUCUGCUGCUAUCGCACAACGAAAUCGAAUCGAUUCCACACGAUGCAUUCGUUGGCCUCUUUCGAUUGCAAGUCCUCGACAUGGAAGCAAACCAAAUCUACUUCAUCCACCAGGACGCCUUCAGGCCGCUAGUCAAGCUGGAAGAUUUAAACCUGGGAAAUAACAUCUUUCCCAACCUCCCUACGGCAGGGCUGGGCCGUCUGCUUCACCUGAAGACGUUCAACAAUCGAAAUCUGAGAGAAUUCCCACCACCGGAAUCGUUUCCCCGCAUUCAGACGCUUGCCCUUGCCUACGCGUACCAUUGCUGUUCGUUCCUGCCUCUGGUGGCCAGUGCCCCUAAAGUUCCUAAACAUCACCCCAUCAAGGAGGAGGUGCUCUUUCCGACUGACAACGAGUUCGAUAUGAGCUUGUGGAAUAAUAGCUACAAUGACAUCUGGCCGCAACUGCACAACUUAAGCAAAAAGUUCGGAACGCAGAUCAAUGACCUGCUGCAUGCGUACGGGCCCGAAUAUUUCCCAGGCGGUAUGCCCACCUACCCGGAGGAGUACUUUGAAGAGGAAGGCGGUGUCAGCCAUGCGAUACCCACAUCCCUACCGGGUACGGUCCAGUGCGUGCCAGAGCCGGGGCCCUUUAUGCCGUGUCAGGACCUUUUCGAUUGGUGGACACUUCGCUGCGGCGUUUGGGUUGUUUUUCUACUGGCGAUGCUCGGCAACGGGACGGUUGUGUUCGUGCUUAUAUUCUCCAGAUCCAAAAUGGACGUUCCGCGGUUCUUGGUGUGUAACUUGGCAGCAGCGGAUUUCUUCAUGGGAAUCUAUUUGGGGUUUCUGGCGGUCGUAGACGCUUCUACACUGGGGGAGUUCCGUAUGUACGCAAUUCCGUGGCAGAUGAGUGCUGGAUGUAAACUGUCUGGAUUCCUGGCGGUGCUGUCAUCGGAACUGUCGGUCUAUACAUUGGCCGUAAUCACGCUGGAACGGAACUACGCCAUUACGCAUGCCAUGCAUUUGAAUAAAAGGCUAUCACUAAGGCAUGCCGGAUACAUAAUGACAAUAGGGUGGGCCUUUGCCAUUACGAUGGCAAUACUACCCUUAUUCGGAGUAUCGGACUACCGAGUGUUCGCCGUAUGUCUUCCAUUCGAAGUUACCAGUGGGACCGGUAGCUUGGCCUACGUCGUGUUUCUGAUGUUCAUCAACGGUGUAGCUUUUCUUAUAUUAAUGGGAUGCUACCUGAAAAUGUACUGCGCUAUCCGAGGCUCCCAAGCGUGGAACUCCAACGAUUCACGAAUAGCCAAGCGAAUGGCACUAUUGGUCUUCACCGACUUCAUAUGUUGGUCACCGAUAGCAUUCUUCUCACUGACAGCCGUAUUCGGUCUGCAUCUAAUCUCUCUAGAACAAGCCAAAGUAUUCACUGUUUUCGUCCUACCUCUCAACUCCUGUUGCAAUCCGUUCCUGUAUGCCAUUCUGACUAAACAGUUUAAGAAAGACUGCGUCCUCAUCUGCAAGGCGAUCGAGGAGUCUCGGGUAACCCGAGGUAUUGGUCGCUGUCGCCAUAGUUCAAAUUUCAGUAAUCGCCACACACCGGCCAAUACGAAUUCGCUGGUGGAAAGAUCCUCUCGUGAGCUUCCGCCGCUGUUGCCUGGCCAAACUUGUAAUUGUUCAGCGAAGCUGAUGGAGCAAGAGAAUCUACGUCGGCGUCUUCAACAGCAAAGCACCUUUUCCAAGACGUGGCGCAGGUUAUUAUGCAAUCUUGGCCAACAAGGCGAUGGUCGCCGAGGUAGGCGAAACGGCGACCAAUAUGCGUACCAAAUAGCAGAAAUCCAACAAAAGCAACACAAGCGAGCGGGAUCCGUAUCGUCCAGUGAGAAUUUCAGCUCCUCCCGGUCAGAUUCAUGGCGACAUGCUCAGCACCACUGCGGAAUACCUCUGCGGCUUCUGGAUCCACGGCGGAGACACACAUCGUGGUUGAUUACGAGAAAAACAUCGCAGGACUCCAAUCUCUCCAGCUCGAGGAACGACUCUUCCGGGUCAACUGCCACGCAGAGCACCGGGACGUGGCGAAUAUCACGCUCCAGCGCUAGCAACUCGGUUGUACUGCCCGGUGUGAAAAUUGAUGGCGUUCCACAUGCACAUUAUACUAGUGGCGCUCGUCAAUCAAUCCCAGGCGGCAAACCCCGUCUCGUACGGCAGUCAGCCGUACAUGACGAUUACUCGCAGGAGCUGUCGUGUUCGCCACCUCGGCUCGGCGUUCGUUUCCUGCCUACAAUCCCGUCGGCAGCCGACAGCAGUAUACAGCUGGACGACGAGUCGGCGGAAGCGGAAUCGAGUCCCUCGUCGUGCCACAGCGAGCCCGCUAUCUGCGGUGCGGAUGUGGAAGCAGCCGGUGCCGGUCCCAGCGGAGGAAGUAAUCAAUCGCAACCGCAGCAAAACCUAUCCCCCGCCCCUUUCUAUGCCAUCCUUCACGGGGACAAUCCUCAGGCCACUGUCUCUAGUCUCAAAGAUAAAACCAAGCCGCCGUGAGCGGUCGGGCAACAGCUUUAGAUUUAAGAACCAUCCGCUAGAACAAGUAUUGAUCUUUUCACUCUAUAUCUCUCUUUAUAGAAAGUUUCGGUUUCUAAAGUGCUUACUCAGAGAUGUUUAAUUAGUCAAAAAGGUCUCAUUAAUUGAAUUUCCAUCAAUUUCGAUGGAGGAGAGCUCGAAGUGGAGCUUACUUUCGACACGACUAUUGAACGAUCGAUAUAAUUUUUAUCUACUACUAGCGAUAAAGAAAAUCCGAACCAGUGUGAUACUUGAAGAAUACUUUUUACUCAUAGGAUAUAUUUGUAAUAAUUUAUUGUAUAAAAUAGGUUAGCAAAUUACAUGACAAAUGGGGCAUUCAUAGAAACGGAAACAGAGUGUGGAUAUUUUAGGCAGCGUGGGUAAUAAAUCGGUCACCAAGGCAUCUUAGAUCGAAAAGCAUUUGAACGAUGUUGAAGGCCAUCAUUUUACCUUUACCACAAUAUAUUGAUUCUC